Molecule: messenger RNA, 830 nt
Organism: Eutrema salsugineum
Lineage: Eukaryota; Viridiplantae; Streptophyta; Magnoliopsida; Brassicales; Brassicaceae
Exons: 7
Coding region: 112-651 (179 amino acids)
Source: RefSeq, a predicted model, not a curated record
AUCGUAUUUGGAAACUUGAUUUUGUGUCCUCGCAACAACAGUGUCUCGUAAGGACGGUUCCCAAGGUUGGCUUGUUCUUCAGUUCUUGCAUUUUUUUGAUACGGAGCAGUCAUGGAUGUUGAUUCACAACCUAUGAUGGAGGAGACCAUUUUGGUCGGUGACGAUCUAAUGAUGGGUCCUCCAUCUCCUGUCAUCCCUCCUGAAAUUGCUUCACAUGUGCUCGAAGGUGUUGAAUUGUGUGAUGGGAUUUUGAGGAAUCUAUUCUUAUGUUUGCAAAUCAAUGAUAUUGAACCAUUUUGCCAAGAUGAGCUUGCCUUGUAUCGACAAUGUGCUGAAAACAGGGACAAGGUAUUAAGAGUAAGACUUCAAGAGAGCGAACACAAGCUAGGAUCGUCUAUGCCUAUUGAUCUCGCUAAGGAACGAAUUACUCAGCUUGAAGCUGAAGCCACAUCACUAGAGAGGCACUUGAUACUAGCAAGUGGAGCUGAAGGAAUUGAAGGAUUUCGUAAAAGAUGGAGUUUGCACGGUCGGAUGACGGAUACCAAAAAACGACUGGAGUCACUGAAGCAGGGAAUGGCGAGUAGAAAAAAAGAUGAACAUGAUCAAUCUCCAAAACCACCUUCUACUUGGAAAAGAUGGUUCUUUUGGUGAAAGUUUUUGUGAUCUUACCAGCAUGCUCCAGAAUGAUUAGUACAUUCUUAAAAAUAAUACAUUUGUGUUACAGAUUUUUCCUACAAUGAAUCUUUCAUUUGGAUCAUAACAGUUUAUAAUCAAUCAUACACUUGUGACGCAUAUGCUAUACAAUGUAAACAUCUUUAGAUAUGAAAAGU